AGGAAAUGUGUCAACAAAUUAUACAAUGUAUUAUAGUCAAGGAAGAGGAUACUGUUCAGAUAAGUACAAACGGUGCACAGCAGAUAAGUCAGAGAACGAAUUUUUCGAAUGCUGCCCACAAAAUCUUCAUCCGGUUACUCCUAUUUACGUGAAGAUAAAUUAUGAAAACAAAUAUAUGCAUGUGAACGGUAUAUUCUAUUGGUUGAGAGCUCAGACUAUAGCCAUACCCAAUCCACUCAAGAGUUUCACCUAUCAGCUUCUAGAUGAUACAACAGUUCAGUUUAAGUUUGAGGAUCCUGAAGACUGGAAUUUUGAUAAACACAUUUUAUUGAAUAAACGAAUUUGUCAGGAAUCGCCAGUUGAAGAAGGUGCAAAAUGCAAAACUAAAACGUUUCAGGACAGACAAGAAAAUACAUGGACAAUAUCUGGACUCAGUUAUGAUACACAAUACAUUUAUACGGCUCAAUGUUACCAUAUUGAAGGCAGAUGGAGUGAAGAAAAAAACAUCACUUUCCACACUGGAGGUACAGCGAAUUCGUCAACAACAUCUAUAACAGUCACAAUGUUUGCAUCAACUAAGAAUCCGCCAGUUCAGAAUGAGCCAGAUCGUCAGGCUCAGUCAUAUCAGGCUCAGUCAUAUCAGUCAAGUAAAGUUUCAUUAUAUGCUAUCAUCAUGGCAGCUGCAGGAUUUGCUGUCGCAGCAACGAUUGUCAUUCUCUUCAGGGCUUGUCGGUGGGCGUCCAAGAAAUUGUUUUGGGAAAUUCCAGAACCGAAUAUCCCUCCUAUUAUUAAAUAUCAUUGUGUAAGUGAAGAUUUUAUACAACUUAUUUCAAUAUCCUAAUGAAUUGUUCUGAAUAAUAGCCAAUAAUAAUAAAAA
Anneissia japonica is the source of this 877-nucleotide messenger RNA. RefSeq lists its product as uncharacterized. Bases 26 to 841 code for a protein of 271 amino acids. Gene Ontology annotation, molecular function: protein binding. Lineage: Eukaryota; Metazoa; Echinodermata; Crinoidea; Comatulida; Comatulidae. The record is from RefSeq and is a predicted model, not a curated record. The transcript is spliced from 5 exons.